Messenger RNA from Anoplophora glabripennis (Asian longhorned beetle), 634 nucleotides. Its product is annotated as protein GDAP2 homolog. The annotation marks the transcript as partial. Lineage: Eukaryota; Metazoa; Arthropoda; Insecta; Coleoptera; Cerambycidae. The transcript has 5 exons. The record is from RefSeq and is a predicted model, not a curated record.
AUGGGAAAGGUGUACUUAAUGCGGGUUAUAAUGAACCAGGAACCCCUAGGGGUGGCUCCCGAUAUCGUGCUGCCACAGGACCUGGUGAGAUGGAGCGACGUGGAUCCCGCCCACUACCUGACUGACUACAGUGCCAUCGGCGAGACCAAGCACAACACCUCGCCCUUCCCCUACGAUCCCGAGAUCAACCAAAAAAUUAUCUUAUGGUCUGGUGAUAUUACUUCGUUACAAGUAGAUGCCAUCGUCAAUUCUACAAACGAGUACAUGAGUGAUAGCAAUCCAGUCAGUGACAGGAUUUUCCAGAGGGCUGGGUCCGAACUAAAAGAAGAAAUCAACCUAGAUAUAAGAGAAUGUAAAACGGGCGAAGUAAGGAUCACCCGAGGCCACGCACUGCCAGCACGAUACAUCAUCCACACCGUAGGCCCCAAAUACAAUAUAAAGUACCAGUCUGCAUCGGAAAAUACUCUUCACACAUGUUACAGGAACGUGCUGCAGAAAGCGAAAGAGAUGGGCCUGCACACGAUAGCAUUAUGCGUGAUCAACUCCGUAAAGAGGAACUACCCACCCGACGAGGGAGCUCACAUAGCACUACGUAAGCCUCGCAGAGAAAAAUCCCUCGCGCUAGUUCUGGGAU